Molecule: messenger RNA, 1368 nt
Organism: Pisolithus orientalis
Lineage: Eukaryota; Fungi; Basidiomycota; Agaricomycetes; Boletales; Pisolithaceae
Product: DUF1768-domain-containing protein
Exons: 9
Coding region: 280-1233 (317 amino acids)
Source: RefSeq, a predicted model, not a curated record
CUUGACUGCCGCCUUGAGGCGUUGGACUGAACUGGAUUGCAAGUAAGUAUCGCUAGUAGCCCGUGGCGACGAUCGUGGUCUACUCAUGGCGUAUCCAAAUGCACUGGUUUCUGGUGUUCUACGUUCAGUUGAGCGGCUGCGCCGACGGACCCUAUAAGAACGCAAUUUUGCUAGACCGUUCAAGGUACUCUUCUCUUAUCUCUAUCCACCUCCGUCCCUCAAAACAUAUUCGUCAAAAUUUUCGGCCUACUCAUCGUCGCACUCGUGAUUGGCCUUGGAAUGUCUGCUGCUGGUACUACAGGACGCGUACAAAGGCCAGUUAGCCAAUACUAUGCCCCUACGUCAAGUCAAGACAAUGAUGCGGAUGCAAAUUACCCCCCGCUCACGGCCCCAUUGGUACCAACUGGUACAUCUAUUGCUCCAUUCAAAACUAGGCGCCAGCCUCCUGUCUAUUUCUACAACAAGGGCGCUGCAUUCUACGAAUUCACCAACUUCUCCCCUCAUCCUGUAUACUACAAAGGCAAGAGAUACCCAACCAGCGAGCAUCUCUUUCAGUCAUUCAAGUUCAUUGAUGACCAUCCUGACAUCGCGGAACGUAUCCGGAAUUGUGGUGAACGGCCCAUGCUCGCUUUCGACGAGGCGCACCGGCACCAGAAAUGGGUCCGUCCCGACUGGCGACAAGUCAACGUAGAAAAGAUGGAAAUUGCGCUGCGACUCAAAUUCAUCCAACACCCUGACCUGAAGGCCAUGCUCCUUGGAACUGGAGACGCUGAACUCGUAGAGGAUUCUCCGAGAGAUUAUUUCUGGGGGAAUGGUGCCGACAAAAGUGGUCGCAACGAACUCGGAAAAGCGCUUGAGCGCCUUCGUGAAGAGCUGCGCCACGAGGAUGAUCCAGACUAUCUCCCGAGCGUCAGGCGCGAUGCGAACCGGUUCUCAGUUCAGGACCUCACAUCUCUAGUCCCAAAUACCAACGUGCGACAGCCCGGUGCAAACCGGUUUUCGGUUGCAUUCACGGCUGGCUCACCAGCUAGUUCCCACACCACAUCCAACAAGAGCCCCGGCCUUUGCGUGUUUUGUCAGUCCAGACCGAAAUAUCAAAAUCACCAGUACUGUGGAAGAACCUGCGCCACCGAGGCAGCCAAAGUGUGUAGCUUUUGCCGUGUUAACCCCAGACACGGCAAACACCCGUUCUGUUCAAGAACUUGUGCUGCUAAGGCGAGUGGGGGUGUCUAAAUAUUAUCGAAGUUCCGUAGUCAAGAUCCACAUCGCGGCUGGACUGCUAUGACUCUGUGUUUACGUUGCAUUCCGACCACUAUUAGUAUCCUUUUGUAUGACAAUACACACUCGUAAUACGCCACAACGUUCCAG